AUGUCAGAUAAGUCUAACCCAAAUGGUUGUUCUAAAAAUUGGAUGAAUAAAAUCUUUGUCUGUAUUUAACAAGAAAAUUCAUAUGUUGUUAAGAUCCAUAAGGAAAAUUUUAGAGAAUAAGAUGCAAGGAGAGUACUCAAAUGUUAUGAAUAAAAAUUUAUCAAUACUGAUCAAUAUUGA
Messenger RNA from Paramecium sonneborni, 180 nucleotides. Lineage: Eukaryota; Ciliophora; Oligohymenophorea; Peniculida; Parameciidae. The record is from the annotation of a GenBank genome assembly.